Molecule: messenger RNA, 1952 nt
Organism: Patiria miniata (bat star)
Lineage: Eukaryota; Metazoa; Echinodermata; Asteroidea; Valvatida; Asterinidae
Product: ADP-ribosylation factor GTPase-activating protein 2-like
Exons: 13
Coding region: 85-1695 (536 amino acids)
Biological process (GO): COPI coating of Golgi vesicle
Molecular function (GO): GTPase activator activity
Source: RefSeq, a predicted model, not a curated record
ACACGUACGUACGUCCGUACGUACGUACAUAGCAUAUGCGCCAUACAGCUAGCGCGGCACUAGCAUCUAGCACACUGCAGCAAGAUGGCCGAUGCAAGCAAGAACGAUUGUCAUGCAAUUUUUAAACGCCUUCAUUCCAUACCAACCAAUAAGUGCUGCUUUGACUGCAACAGCAAGAAUUCCUCCUGGGCCAGUGUGACCUAUGGCGUCUUUCUCUGCAUUGAAUGCUCGGCAGUUCACCGCUCCCUUGGUGUCCAUCUCACCUUUAUAAGAUCCACUCAGUUAGAUUCUUGGACAUGGCCCCAGCUACGAGCAAUGCAAGUGGGUGGCAACACAAAUGCAACUGUGUUCUUCAGACAGCAUGGCACAUCCACCGCAGAUGCCAACAAGAAGUACAACAGCAGAGCGGCCCAGCUGUACAGAGAAAAGAUCAAAUCGCUAGCGGCUGCCGCUAUGAGGAAGUAUGGCACUGAGACCCUUCACAUCGGCGAUCUACAUGUAAGCUCGCCAGACCAGAAGGAAGUAGACUUCUUCAAGGAGCACACAGGGGAGCAUAAGGACUUCGUGCCGACCACAAACCUUCCCCAGCAGCAAGGCAUGAACCUACAUGUAAGCUCCUCCCCUCCAGUGGCAGAGGUUAAACUUGAACCGGUGCCCAUAAAGAACGGGCAGGACACACCAAAUGAAGAAGGAGACACCAGAGAGCCCAGCGUAGACCAUGUGUUAGGCACCUCUCCGUCCCAGUCAGUGGCUAAGGCAGAACCGAGGAAGUCCACCAUUGGCCAACGCAAGCCGAUGGGUGCAAAGAAAGGGCUCGGGGCCAAAAAGGGCAAGCUGGGAGCCCAGAAGGUGACGACAAACUUUGCCGACAUCGAGUCCGCUGCUCACCAGGCAGACUUGAUGAAGCAGGAGACAGUAGUCAAACACAAGAAGACCAAGGAGGAGGAGGAGGCAAAUAAGGCCUCCAUGCGCCUUGCCUACCAAGACAUGACAGUUGAACUCAAGAAGCAAGAGGAACGGAUGAAGACUGCAGACCCCAAGAAAGCCCAGCAGAUGGAGAGACUAGGAAUGGGUUUUGGUGGCCGGAGUGCUAUUUCCCACUCGGCCAUGAGCGAUAUGCAAACCAUCAAACAGGAGAAACCAUCGACAGCCAAGUCGCAGAGAUCGUCUAGCAGAGACUUCUUUGAUGAGUACGAUGACAGCCGAUCCUCUGGCUACGCGUCCAGGAACAAAGAUGACAUUUUCAGCAGUCGUAAAGUCAGAGAUGAUGACAAUGAUAAAGACGACUGGGACAUACUGGACAAGCCCAAAGAAACAGAUAAUUACGAAAGUAUCAAGCCUCUUGCAGACCGGAUGUCGUUGGGAAAGAAGAAGCAAUACGAAGCUGUCUCCAGCUCCACCGAAGCUCAGAAGAGGUUUGCAAAUGCCAAGUCCAUCUCUUCGGAUAACUACUUUGGAAAUACAGAGACGGACGCGGCCACUAAAUCCAACCUGGACCGUUUCACGGGCAAGAGCAGUAUAUCCAGCUCGGACUUCUAUGGAGACCAAUCGACCUCGGACGGCUCCUACGCAUCGGGACCUGACAUGGCCGCCAUCAAGGACGGAAUGAAGGACAGCGUGACCCAGGUGGCAGGAAGGUUAUCCCGGAUGGCCAACGGCCUCAUGAGCUCGAUACAGGAUAAAUACGGUUACUAGCCUAGUGUGCGGAAACCUUUCGUCAACUCUACUGGUAAGACAGAAAAAAGGGUAUUUAACAAGAAACAUGGAACUGUCAAAACUUAAAAGAUAUAUCUCCGGGCGGCAUUUGGUUGCUGAAGACAACCGUUUGCUUCUACCGACAUUAAGUUAGGGAAAUACAUAUCAAACAAUUGUGUUGGACAUCAAAAGCUGUUGUUUUGUAAUCAAGGACUUGGCUGACUGAUGCAUUUCUGUAAUUUCGAGGUGAAAAAAAA